Plectropomus leopardus (leopard coralgrouper) is the source of this 2048-nucleotide messenger RNA. The record is from RefSeq and is a predicted model, not a curated record. NCBI's taxonomy places the organism in Eukaryota, Metazoa, Chordata, Actinopteri, Perciformes, Serranidae.
AUCCACAUCACAGUAAAAAGUCAACAAAUCUGUCGUUUCAGUGCACAUUAGUAGCAAACUCGGGUCAAACAAAACCUACAGUGCAACUACACAAAUAAAAUAAACAAUAAUUAAAAGUGCUUGUAUGACAUUAAACAACAAUAAUAUCUUAAAAAAACAAAUGUUAUCUACACAGCUUAUUUAAUUUCCCUUUUUUUUAGCUACAUGGUCACAGGUGAAAAUCUUUACUAAUGGUUUGUGUUUGUGUGGCGUUUUUGUCUUCCCAGCAUGGACAUUUAACGAGGGUGUCGCGAGGCCCAUGGGUGGUUUCCUCCAAGACUUCAAACUGGACCAACACGUCGGCUUGUUCUGAAGUUUUCUCUUAUAUUACAGAAACAGUUGAGGUUCAAUGAGGCUGGAGGGCUGGAUGCGUUCGUCAUGGUGAAGGAUGUUCCGGAAAGUCAAAAAGCGCCACAGCAGCAGCAGCUCGCAAAGCAGUGAGAUCAGCACCAAAAGCAAAUCUGUGGACUCCAGUUUGGGAGGGCUCUCCAGAUCCAGCACCGUCGCCAGCCUCGAUACAGACUCCACCAAGAGCUCAGGUAACAGCACAUCUGAAACAUGUGCUGAGUUCCGGGUGAAGUAUGUGGGAGCCAUUGAGAAGUUACAGUUCGACAUGAGCAAGACCCUCCAGGAGCCUCUGGACCUCAUCAACUAUAUUGAUGCCGCUCAGCAAGAUGGAAAGCUGCCCUUCGUGCCCGGAGACGAAGAGAUGAUUCUUGGAGUGUCGAAGUACGGAGUCAAGGUGGCCUCACUUGACCAGUGUGAUGUGCUGCACCGCCACCCUCUGUACCUGAUAGUGCGCAUGCUGUGUUACGAUGACGGCCUCGGUGCAGGGAAGAACCUCUUGGCUCUCAAAACCACCGAUGCAAAGCAAGAGGAGUGCAGCAUCUGGGUGUACCAGUGCAGCAGCUCGGAGCAGGCUCAUUCCAUCUGCAAGGUGCUGUCAGCUUCCUUUGACUGCGCUCUCACAUCAGACAAGUCCUGAGAGCAGAGAGAAAGACAGGAGCUGAGAUCUGUCCAGAAGAGAAAUGAAACAACUGCAAAACCAGAAACAGUAAAUCAGUAGUAUUGCCAAAAAAUACUGCAACCAUUUCCCUUUCUCCAACUUUGCUUUGUUUAAGAGAGACUAACUGGAGGUUAAUUUGCAGGGAAAUAUGAUUCAAGCCUUUGUAUCGAUGGCAAAGUCACGUCCUGCUCAGUUUGUGAUACCACCUUUUCAUCAUUCUCCAGUUGAGACACUGUGAAUUUGUCUGAAUCACUUCCUUUGAAUGUGUUUCCUUUACCUCACAUGUUCCUUUGAACUUUCACGUGAAGUCAAAAAGUAAAGUUUGGAUAAAAAAGGAGGUGGUUGCAUUUUAUAAAGGAUUUGAGUAUAGUGCACAAUGUAUAUCAUAUUUAAUGCAAAUAAUGGUAGAAAAUGCGUCAUAACCCGUCUCCGCCCAACUGUGACAGCAUGCUGUAAUUCAUGGGAGACAUUCAUCGGUGAAGAAACGACACGGUACAAAAAUUUGUUGACAUGCACACGUCACACUCAGUUUGUUUCUCUAUCUCUUUUUAAACGUAAGUAUCCUCUUGUGUGUUUUGCUGAGAUAAACAGUACUGGUACAACAGCAGUCACUUUUUUGACUUGAAGGUACACAAAGCGGCUUUAACUGUGUGAGAGGAGUUUAACUUUUUGUCAUUUGUGGGAAGUUUUUGACAGUUUUGACUUUUAUUGUAUCCUGUUUUUAAAGUUCUUUUUACUGCAAAUAUCUUGGUACCAAAAGCUUGAUGUGUUUUCUGUGUGUGUUGACUUUGUUUUUAUGAAGUGAUUAAAAUUGUAGCAAAUAUGCUAGACUUUUGCAGGAAAAAUGUGUUUACAAUUGUGGUACUUACAUGACCUCACAUUGUAAAUAAUAAUAGCCCAUUCCCACUUUUCUGUCCGUCUUUUCAACAUGGUCAUGUUAAGAUUGAGUUGAAAAUGUUUGACAUUAUGGGAAUUAAAGAAUUUGAUCUGGUACAUUAAUGGA